This is a messenger RNA of Drosophila ficusphila, 352 nucleotides long. It is a transcript of the gene mRpL33, whose product is annotated as 39S ribosomal protein L33, mitochondrial. Gene Ontology annotation, cellular component: mitochondrion. The coding region runs from base 96 to 290 and encodes 64 amino acids. The record is from RefSeq and is a predicted model, not a curated record. The transcript is spliced from 3 exons. NCBI's taxonomy places the organism in Eukaryota, Metazoa, Arthropoda, Insecta, Diptera, Drosophilidae. Gene Ontology annotation, biological process: translation.
GUCAGCUGUUUUCUAAACCUAUCUCUUUUCUUGCACAACAAUUUCUGCGACUUUUUCAGGGUAUUUUUCAAGUUUGCCGGAUUUCCUAAAACAACAUGCGUCUGACAAAUGUUUUAUUCAAGAAAGUGAAGAGCAAGCGUAUCAUGGUUGUGCUGGAAAGUGUGGUCAGUGGACAUCAGUAUAAUGCCUUUCGCGAUCGUUUGGCCGAAAAAUUGGAAAUAAUACGCUUUGAUCCCUACAUUCAACAAGAAAGCCUCUAUCGCGAACGCAAGAAAAUCCGCAGCGCUUAAGGAAAACCCCAUUAAUUUUAGACUUUUCCUGUUAGUUAGAGCAAAUAAAUGUUAAAAAGUCA